UGUGUGACACUCCGAGGACACCGUUAGUGACAGCAGACCCCUUUCUAAUGAGGCAUGUUAAGAUUUGUUUACACAGGCAAGACAAGCUGUUUAGGACCCAUAUUUUAGACCAAUACGAGGCUUCAGAUAGUCAGCCAUGUCGUAAUCUGGACUCGGGGUGCUGGAGGCAUAGGAAUUCAUCGUAACUCGAGGAUGGACGACAGGAGUCUAGCACUUGUGGCUCUUUACAUUGGACUAAAUAUUUGCACUGCCACAGAAUUCUCCCUCAGCCCUAGCCAGCCUCAGUGUGUCUUUAUUGCGUACUCCAACGUGACCUGCUACUGGACACCUGGACAAGGCUCUCCCUCAGACACGCGCUUCACACUGCAGGUCAACAUAACCGGAUGCGAUGACCCUGUGAUCCAUCAGUCCCAACUGUGUCAGACUAUUACCCAGACCCACUGCUCUGUUAACGUGACCUAUCUGAGCCGCUGCUACUGCAUCAGGGUCCUGGCCGACAGCCCUCACACAACAGCAAGCUCACCCAGCCUCUGCCUCAAUGCCAUAGACGCAGUGAAGCUGCCCACCCCUGUCCUCUCCAAUGUGUCAGCAGUGAGAGGCAAACCCAGAUGCCUGAAGCUGCAGUGGACUACCAAUACCAGCUUCCCGGUGACCAGAAAACAUAUCUCGAAUGGUGCUCUGCUCUUCCAGGUGCAGUACAGCACAGAGGAGCAGCCUGAGCCCAAGACAGUGAAGGUGGACCUGAGACCUGAGAGAGAGCAGGGUCUCUUCUCUGCCUCCACGUGUCUCUUCUCCGCCUCCACUCUAUAUACACUGAUGAUGCGUUACCGAUACAAUAGUACCCUCAGCCACUGGAGCGACUGGAGCCCAACACAACAGCAGUGUACAGAGGUGGCAGCACCCUCUACUGUCCCUCAGCUAUGGAGGACCGUUCAGCCUGUAGGUGGAGCAGACAUGAGACGAGUGACUCUGCUGUGGAAGUCCCCACCCAGGAGUCAAGUGAAAUGCUCAGUCCCAUGGUUUAACAUAUCCUGCUGUACUGAGGGUUCCCAGAAUGCACUGCAUACAUGGGUCUGCAAUGCCCUGAGUGUGUCCGACACUUCCUGUCAUCUGACCCUUCCCCCUGAGCGCUGCUCCUGCACACUGAGCAUGUCCAACCCUGCCGGCAUCUCUCCUCCAGCUACCAUCACAAUCUCCAGCACCACGGACACAGCACCCAAGGCUCUGGUGGAUGUCAGUGUCACAGCAUUGGAUGAUUCCAGACUGGAGGUACGAUGGACAGCUCUAGAGUCCCCAUCACUAAGCAGCUUCCUGGUGGAGUGGUGGGCUUUAUCUGAGACAGCUAGCUAUACUCCAUACUGGCAAAGACUGAGCCACAAUGCAAGCAAAAUUAUAAUCACAGAGGGCGUGUGGCCGAAACUGUGCUACAAAGUGACUGUGAGGCCUGAGUAUGAUGCAGAGACUGGGGAGGAGCUGUCAGUAGAAGCCUACACCAGGCAAGAAGCCCCCUCUGCUGGCCCCAAGCCAGUGGUGCAGGAGCUGAGCAGCAGUGCUGUUGUCCUGCAGUGGGAGCCUGUUCCUCUGGAGCAGAGGCAUGGCUUCAUCCGCUACUACACCCUCUACAUCCAGAGUGAAGAAGAAACUCCAGAGGUUGUAGUGGUGCCAGGAGACAGCCUGAGGUACCAGUUGAGUGGUUUGUCUGGACUGUACAGGAUCCACAUGGUGGCUCACACUGAUGCAGGAGGGAGUCCUCCUGGUCCAAUGCUUGAUGUGGUUGUAGGGGGCGUUGUUUUGGUGGACACCAUCCUGUGGUGUUCCAUUCCUACUGUGCUCACCGUCCUGAUACUGCUGAACUGCCUACAGUGGCGACAGAGGAUAAAGCAGAAUCUCUGGCCUACAGUCCCUGACCCUGCACAUAGUAGCCUGUCCACCUGGAACACAGAGACCAAAUACACCACAGUUGUUUUCACUGGGGGGAAUCUCAGAGGAGAGAACACCAUUUCAAAUAAAGCCCCAGUGUCCCCACUCCCCCAGCAGGGGGCAGAAACCUAUUGAUGUUGAUUGUACGUGGUAAUAUGAUUCCUUAGGACGUCUGAACCCUGUUCUUUGUUUUUCUGUUAUAUGUUCUGAAUUUGUUUAUGUUAUAACACACUGUGAGGUUUUCAUUGGCAUCUGUACAGUACUUUGAAUAUUGUUUUUAUCCAAUCAAGUUUCAUUGUGACCUGGCAAGUCAAAAUAAGGCCACUUGCAAAGUAAUUCAAGUAAUAUAUGUUUCAUCUGUUCUAUAUAUAUCCUUUAUAUGCUGUAAUAUUGUAUCAUCUACUGAUGCGUGUCUAACUCCUGGUAUGUAUUUACUGCAGUUUCUUUAAGAGUUGCUGUGUUAUAAGAGAGGCUAAAAGGCUGUCACACCAGGCUAGAACAUCUAGCCCCAGGUCUAGUGCUGAUGAAGAAACAGAAACACAAGUUAUCCCAGUUCCUCUGAGUCCUACUGUUGCUUGGUGAUGUUAAUUCUACAGUCCCAGCAGGACUUAUAAAACUCCCUUUGCUUUUGUAACUCAUAGAGUUUUAAUGUUUCCACAUACUGAGUCCAGUACUCAGUGUGGGUCCACCCCCACCCCCCACACACACUUUUUUAGAGCUUUGAAUAAUGCCCACAACUAAUGGCACAUUCAGACCCAAUUUUAUUUUUACUACCCAGUGUCAACCGGUCAACCCCAGUCAUGUGUGAGUCAGCAUCCCUGGGGCUUUUUGCUCUUUCAACAGCGGGUACACAAGUUUGGGAGGAUAGCAUGUUGUUAAAUACUGAAUUAAGGGUCAGACUCUGCAUUGUAAACUAUGCAAAUGCUUUUCAAGAAUGCAGUAUUGGCUCAGGACAAGAAAACGCUGCAUGCGAUGCCUGCUGAGGUCUGUAGCCUACUGGCUCGAGUGGAUGGAGUUUGGUUGUCAUGGAUGUCAUGAAUAUAAGAUGUUGUAGCGACCUUAACCUAACACCUAGCGAGCUAGUCAAGAGUAUACGACCUCAUGGCGUCACAGUUAAGGUGUUGGCUUCACAGUUACUGGACCCGUGUUCGAGUCCUGAUUGGGGCUACCCCUGAAUUUGUAACGAUAAUGUUAUUACAAUGUUUAGAAUUAUAUUUAGUAAAUAAUUACUUGCCUUGAAUUCUGUGACUGAUCACUUUAGACUAAUCAUAUAACUCUAAUAAAAUAUAUAAAAAUGUCUUUAUUAUAAAUAUGUCACCAUUAAUGUAGAGUGCCAUGGAUUUCCCCCCAAAAUCCCAGUAGACACUGAUCUAUGGAAAUGCCCUAAAAUAUCCCCAUAAGUUUUAUGGCACAUGUACACAGUCAGUCAGUAACACAGGCAACUCCUCAAUAGUCAGCUGCUAUCCACCGUGUGCACUGUAGGCUACUCUGAGAAACGAACUGCUUUACCACCAGCAAGACUGACAGGGGCUGGCACAGAGCGCACGGAUGAUUUCUGCUCUGCUUUCCUUUAUUGUUGCUGUCAGUAGCUACAGUAGGUUUCCAUCCAAUUGGGAACAGAUUUUCAUGCAAAUAUUCUAAA
This is a messenger RNA of Salvelinus namaycush (lake trout), 3562 nucleotides long. RefSeq names its product interleukin-6 receptor subunit beta-like. The transcript is spliced from 13 exons. NCBI's taxonomy places the organism in Eukaryota, Metazoa, Chordata, Actinopteri, Salmoniformes, Salmonidae. Gene Ontology annotation, molecular function: cytokine receptor activity; cytokine binding. Bases 193 to 2055 code for a protein of 620 amino acids. The record is from RefSeq and is a predicted model, not a curated record. Gene Ontology annotation, biological process: cytokine-mediated signaling pathway. Gene Ontology annotation, cellular component: signaling receptor complex; external side of plasma membrane.